AUGUGUCAUAGUACAGCGACCAUCUUUAUAUUUGGAAUAGCACAAAUAAUCGGAGGUGUUUAUCUUGAAUUGUAUAGUUUAUGUAUUGGUACACAUGAAGGACUUAAUGAUAUAUUAUAUCUAAUAUCUGUUGCUAAAAGUGUUCUUGUAACAAUUGCAACAACGAUCGGUAAUAUAGAAAUAUUAUUUCGAUUAUCUGGUACAAAAUUCUUAGAAGCCGCAGGUAAAAGAGGUUUGGAUGAUGUCAAAAAUAAUGUUAUAAAGAAAGUAUGGUGUCGAAUUGAAAUGAAAUUAACUGAAGGUCUUGAAUUAACACAAAAAUGGUUAAAAGAAAUCAAUCGAACAAGCAAUGUCAAUAGUUCAAACUUUUUUAGUUUUAAUAGCUAA
Messenger RNA from Rotaria sp. Silwood2, 387 nucleotides. The record is from the annotation of a GenBank genome assembly. Lineage: Eukaryota; Metazoa; Rotifera; Eurotatoria; Philodinida; Philodinidae.